AUGUUUGCAUUACCACCGUACGAGGAGGACUUUGUAUAUUCAACUACAUUGCCCCAGGGGACAGGACCUCGAAGGCUUCUCAAGUUCAACCCCUCCACACCCGGCACUAAGCUGUCGCUGUCACUGGUCGAUGCGAAACAAGGGGACAGGUUCUGUGCCAUCUCCUAUGCAUGGAAUCGACCUGUGUGCACACCGAGGUUCGAUUUGAACAGCAAUGUUUUCUGCCCAACGCAUGGCACCGCACCCUGGACCAACAGCAAGGCAGUAUGCAACAGCUAUCUCAGCUAUUUCAAGAGUGCCCCAAACGGAUACACCGAUAUACUCAUCGACGAGAACAAUUUCUACGUUCAAGACACCGUGUUUCACCUUCUCCUGGCCACCCAAAAGUUUUUCCAGAACGGAGGUUAUUUCUGGCUGGAUUCUUGCAUCAAUCAGAACGAUAGCGUCGAAAGAGGACAACAAACUAGCGUUAUGCAUGAAAUCUACAAAGCCGCUCAACACGUAUUCGUCUGGCUGGGUACAGCGUACGACAGUUCGGAUAUAGCCAUGGACUCCCUGUAUUACCUUGCACCAUCGGCAAGCCCUUACGCGUCGUUGCCACACAGCCCUCUGCGAGCACAGUCUCACUCGCAAGAUAUCUCCCAGCAAGUCUGCUCGCUAUUCGACAGGCCGUACUGGAGGCGGACUUGGGUGAUUCAGGAGUUUCUGCUCGCCCGGGAUGCGACACUCCUCUGCGGAAAUCGAGCAGUUCCCUACACCAAGACCGAGUCUUUGGUCGAUCAGCUUGAGGGCGAUUAUACAUUCCGAAAAAGGUACCCACAGUUGUCCGCCACGCCCGCUGUAAAGCUCAUCCAGGCCAGAAAAGCUUUCAUGUCCUUUCCUGUGAAGCCGUCGCUGCAGCACAUGGUUCAUCACUUCUUGUUCACACGGAGCACUUUCCCAGAGGAUAAGCUCAUCGGCUUGCUGAGGGUGUCUCGCUCCACCGUAGAGACAGGUUUCAACGGAGAAUCGGGAAGUCUUGAGAAACGAAUGGAGGUUAUCAGCGAGUUCGUCAGAGAUUAUCAGGGCCGAGCGAUGGACCCAAAGACACCACAGCAGUGGCAGCACCUUCUAGCAUGCCUAUUGGGCGUGCGAGGCAUCUUUCCGGAGCCUGAGGCAAGCCUCACUCCCCACCUUGGCUUCAAUCCCCUCUUUCCCCCGCCUAGGAACUGUCCUCCUGCAACAUCCACGCCAUACCCUGGGAGAGUUGUUCCACCACAGGGAGCCCGGCAGCCGCCUCCUACAAGCAUCCCGGUACUCGUUGUCGGAAAUGUUUGGUCUUCAAAGCCCGCGUCAUGGCUUGCACAUCCCGUUUACGGAAAUGGCGUGUCGCACAUGCCGCCCCCUCCGACCCCUACAACAAGGAUGCCGCGGCUACCUGGUUUCGCACGUCCACAAUAG
This is a messenger RNA of Diaporthe citri, 1440 nucleotides long. RefSeq lists its product as uncharacterized. The record is from RefSeq and is a predicted model, not a curated record. NCBI's taxonomy places the organism in Eukaryota, Fungi, Ascomycota, Sordariomycetes, Diaporthales, Diaporthaceae. The transcript has a single exon. Bases 1 to 1440 code for a protein of 479 amino acids.